Suncus etruscus (white-toothed pygmy shrew) is the source of this 4814-nucleotide messenger RNA. It is a transcript of the gene FRMPD1, whose product is annotated as FERM and PDZ domain containing 1. The coding region runs from base 42 to 4685 and encodes 1547 amino acids. The record is from RefSeq and is a predicted model, not a curated record. The transcript has 16 exons. Gene Ontology annotation, cellular component: cytoskeleton. Gene Ontology annotation, molecular function: protein binding. NCBI's taxonomy places the organism in Eukaryota, Metazoa, Chordata, Mammalia, Eulipotyphla, Soricidae.
CAGGUCCGCGUCGGUGCGGGCGGCGCCUCCUCUGCAGGUAAAUGGAAGAACUGGAGAGCAGCUUAUUUCAGACACGGAAAGCUCACCGAAUAGAACAAAUGGUGGCGCGAUGGCUUCGGCGUUCCCGGGACAGCUCAGCCAGGGCUAAGGUUGCUGUAGCUGAUGGGCCUCCCGGGAUCCCAGCCCAGACCCUUGCCCCUGUGAAACACACAGUAAAAAUAGACAAAGAUGCCCUCCUGCAGGACUAUGGAUUUCACAUCUCUGAGAGCCUUCCACUCACAGUGCUGGCCGUCACUGCAGGAGGCCCUGCUCAUGGCAAGCUUUUCCCUGGAGAUCAGAUCUUGCAGAUGAAUGAUGAACCUACUGAAGACCUUUCCUACGAAAGAGCCAUUGAUAUCCUGAGGGAAGCAGAAGAUUCUCUGUCAAUCACAGUGGUUCGCUACACGUCGGGAACCCCCAAGUCUUCCUUCUUAACAGAGGAGAAGAGAGCCAGACUGAAGACCAACCCCGUGAAGGUCCACUUUGCUGAAGAAGUGCUCAUCAGUGGGCACAGCCAGGGUAAUUCUCUGCUGUGCAUGCCCAAUGUGCUCAAGCUGUACCUGGAGAAUGGGCAGACCAAAGCUUUUAAGUUUGAGGCGAACACCACAGUGAAGGACAUCAUCCUCACCGUGAAGGAGAAGCUUUCCAUCCGCAGUACUGACUACUUCGCGCUGGCACUGGAGGAGCAAUACAACAUCUCCCGCCUGCACCUGCUGCACGAGGAAGAGCUCAUCCAGCAGGUGGUAGAAAGGGAAGAGUCACAUGACUACCGCUGCCUCUUCAGGGUGUGUUUUGUUCCCAAGGACCCCCUAGACCUUCUAAAGGAAGACCCUGUGGCCUUUGAAUACCUCUACCUGCAGAGCUGCAGCGAUGUGCUGCAGGAGCGCUUUGCUGUGGAAAUGAAAUGCAGCUCUGCACUCCGCCUGGCAGCCUUGCACAUCCAAGAGCGGAUCUACGCGUGCGCUCAGCCCCAGAAGAUCUCUUUGAAGUACAUAGAGAAAGACUGGGGAAUAGAGAAUUUUAUAUCUCCAACUUUACUUCGAAACAUGAAAGGCAAAGACAUCAAAAAAGCAAUCAGCUUCCACAUGAAAAGGAACCAGAAUUUGUUGGAACCCCGACAGAAGCAACUGAUUUCUGCUGCCCAGCUACGUUUAAAUUAUCUACAGAUCCUUGGGGAACUCAAGACGUAUGGUGGUAAAAUCUUCAAUGCUACUUUAAUGUUACAGGAUAGAGAAUCUUACAUCGCCCUUCUAGUUGGAGCCAAGUAUGGUAUUAGCCAAAUUAUCAAUAGCAAGCUCAACAUCAUAUCUACACUGGCAGAGUUUGCGAGCAUCAGCCGUGUGGAGCUGACGGAGGAGUCGGAGAAAGUGAGCAUGGUCAAAAUAUAUCUCCAGGAUGUCAAGGUUCUGUCUUUGCUGAUGGAAUGCAACAGUGCAAAGGACCUAGCCUGUCUGAUUGCUGGGUACUACAGGUUGUUUGUUGACCCAGUUGCCUCCAUUUUCCUCUGGCCUGGAAACAAACAACAGAUGCACCGAGUAUCUGCUGAAGAAGGCUAUGAGUCCAGGGCAUGCAGUGACUCUGAGGAGUCCUUGGAAGUGGACUGUAUGCUGGAGGCUCUCUCUGACCAGUGCCUGCUGAAACCAGGUCCAUGCAGAACACUGUCACCUGCUAGGGAUAGAGCCAUGUCUGAGGAGGCCAGGAGAGGCCUGAGCUCCGGAGCAGCCAGCAACACCACUGACAGUGCCGAGUCUGAGGCGUCUGACUCUGCCAACACUGAGAGCCGUGGUUGUAGGAACAGUGGCUCAAGUGAAUCCAUGGAUGCCCUGGAGGAAGACGACCUGGACGCCUGCUCCUCCAGCCGCUCCGGCUUUUUCCAUUUCAACUCUGUGGGUUUUCCUGACAGUGCAGAUCCUCAUGGCCCUAAGGAGCAAAGCCAACUGAAGACCAAUGGCUUCCUUUGCCUCCUGGAUCUCACCCAGGGUACCUCGUAUCCCAAGCGAGAACUUAUCGAGGGUUCUACUCCUGAGACAUUCAGUUGGGGUGCAGAGCUCAGUGUGGUCAGGCUAGACCCCCGGCUGUAUGAGGGCAGCCGGAGUGAUUACUAUAGCCUGUGCUCCAGUGUGUCCCCGGCGAGUCAACUGAGUGACAGCUCAGACAACAACACAGUUUCCCAUCAAGGCUCCGGUCCCCCCACCUGGGCCCAAUCCAGGUCCACACUGGAAGCCCUGGCCCCACACCUGCCACUGGCCUUUGAGGAUGGCAGCUCAGAUGAGGAAUAUUAUGAUGCUGCUGACAAGCUCACCCCCCCAGACACCCUCUCAGGACCCAGCACUGUUUCUUUCACAGAGCCCAACACUACUGGCUUGCUGAGGAAGACUUGCCCUGAAGAGAGCCUGAACCCCAGGCCAGAGGGAAGGGAGCCAAAUAGAAGGGGCACGGGGAAGAAGUAUGCCAAGAGCUUGCGGAAAAGAAGAUCUUUUCUACAGACAGAUUAUACCUGCCAGGUUUCGUUUCCCCUGGAGCCAUCCAUCUCCCUGGAUACUGUAGAUGAUAUCUCCUACUAUGAGCGGGAGCCUUACCUGGCCCUGGGCACGCCCUCACUCACUGUGUCCUCUCUGCAGGACAUGCACGGGGAGCCUGGUCUCCUGGAGACCAAGGCACUGGGCCUACUGGCUCCCCUGAGGGAUUCCAAGAGCAAAACCCCUGCCUCUGGGAUCAUGGAGAUGGAGCCUGAGACGAUGGAGACCAAGUCCGUUGUGGACUCACGAGUGUCCUCGAUUUCAGCCAUUCGCCUCCGAAUUGACCCCAGCCAGAAAGAGAAUGUGGAGGCAGCCCCUCUGUCUGUCCAUCUGUCCAGUUCCCUGACAAACACCCCUCCGACUUCUCACACAGGUUCCCCAUGCCCUACACAAGCCUUCCCUCUGUGUCAGAAUUCAGACAGCUGUGUCCCCAAGGAACUAACCACAGAGCUUGGGGACAGCACAUCUUCUCUCUCCAGUGCUGACCCAGACUCAGACAGAGUUUGUUCUGCCAUCAGUCCAGGGCCAGAUCAUGCCUCUGCAAGGGACACAUUCCAGCCAGGAAGGCACCUACAGGAAACGGGAUUGGGCUUUUUGUCUACAGAUCACGUGCAAGAAACUGUGACACAAUACACAGAGGCUCCUCAAGUCAGUUCUGGGAGGGGUGAGCAUGAAGAAAAUUCAGGAGAGAAGUUGGCUUCUUGUCCUACAAAUGAGAAGCAGAGACAAGUGCUUGGGGGAAGUGACAGAGAAACUACAACCAACUGUGGUGCCCGUGUAGAUGAGGAUGGAUCUGGGGAGGACUCAAGUGGCCCCUUGGCUGAUGUGUCAGAUGUGGCACUGCAGGCGCUUGGUGUGAGUGCCCCAGCAGGUGAAAUGACAAGCAUCCUCUCCUUGGACAGUCCUGUAACAGGAACUGAGCAGACCACACCUCAUUCCCCUGGGGACCCUCAUAGACCAAACAGAGAAAUCCCAGGCCAAAGCUGCCAUGCCCCAGAGCAAAAACUUUUGGCACAGUUAGAUGUUGAUUCACUGUUCACAGUCGGGAGCCAGACCAUUGCCUCAGAAUUCUCUGUUGAGGGGGUUCAGACAGAGUCAUUGACCAUUAUGCAAGAGGAAGGCGCUCCCUCUGGGGACCUUCCCCUGCAGGUCUGUCCUAGUCCAAAACCCUCUUUGCCAAAACCACUUCCAUGUCCCCAACAGCAGCCUUCCUCUGAAGACCUGCAGCCAUGUUUGAGGCCAGAAAGCAAAGACAAACCCCCUGGCAUUUGCCUGCCUGCUGAGAAGUCUUUCCCUUGCUUUGCUGCUGAAAGCCACCCAGAGAUCUCUGCGAGUCUCCACAUGGCCACCUCUCUGGGGUUUGCGGGCAUGAAUGAGUCAAUGGCCCCCAGGGCCAGACUAGAACAGUGCAGCUGUCAGCUGCCCUAUGCCUCAUGUUUCCAUGGCCUGCAGCUCGACUCAGAGGAGGAAGAUAGGGACCCAGAAACACACCCCGAAGUCCCCCUUACUUCACCACCCUCUGCAGGCCGCCACCUAGCCUGGGCCCAAAGCUGCAAUCCUGAGUCCCUGUCCAGGAAGAGCAACAUCUGGCCAGAGUACUGCUCCAGAACUCUGAAAAAGCUGAAAGCGACUCCUACCAGCACCUGCGAGGGCUUCGCCCACCUCACAGAGAGUUUGCUGGAGCUAAGGCACAUUUUAGAAGCUUCCUGGGGGAAUGGCCAUAAACAUCCUCCUGAGAAGUGCACUUGGUACUUUUCCGAAAGCCGGAGCCGCCUGUGCAUGGGCUCCCAGAAGCUCCUGUCCAGCUGCCAACAUGUCAUCCGGAUGGACCAGUCACCUGAGGAGAUGCAGGGCGCGCUGCGUGACACCUUCCAGCACCUGGUCCAGCUGGCCGGCCUGUGUUUCCAGCUCACAGACUGCAGCCGCUGCUUGGCCCGGCACCAGGAAGCAGCGGGUCACCUGAGGGAUGUGGUACACACUUACCACCAGUUUGUGGAGGCCACUAAACUGACCUGCGAGAGAGGUUACCAUGAUUUAAGCGUGAAACUCCUGGCCCGCCAGUGUACGGCCCUCACGGCCGCUGUGUUCUGUUUGAACCAGAAGUUUCGGGCAUCUCCUGCCAUGUGAACAAACACUCUACUUGCCCUAGACAAGACUUCCCUGACCAGCCCCUUCCACCUCCUCCUUCUAUCCCUCAAAUGUUUACUAUUUAGAGUAUUCAAAUAAAACUGCUACUUAAUCUUGGCCUUAGCUCCA